AAUUUGACGUAUUCAUUGUCCGUUUUGUUUUGCUCAUUUUCGUUUUCGUUAGAUUUUUGAAAUGGCUGGGGUGACUAACAUACUUGAAUCAGUCCGCGAGGAUGAUUUUGUCGAAUAUUUUCUAUUUCCACCUAUCGAAACCAACGAUGAACAAGAACAGGAACGUAUUUUAACUGCAAUUUUGGAUAAAGCGAACAAAAUCAUUCAUAAAUACACAAAGAACUUUUUGUGGCACAAAGAUGAAUUUAGACUAGUGGUGCGAACAUCCAUUAGUAAUUACCUUAAUGAACUCGAUGGCCAAAGAGAAAAUCUUCCACCUCACUUGUAUGGGGUCUCCCACUAUGGUGAUAACAUUGAGGAUGAGUGGUUUAUGGUUUUUAUUCUACAGCAACUAACAAGAGAAAUUACAGAUUCUAUUGUUAGAGUACAUGAUUCUGAUGGGGAGUUUUUGCUCAUUGAAGCUGCUGAUUAUUUACCCAGUUGGGCUAGUCCAGAAACAUGUGAAAAUAGGGUUUACAUUUAUGGUGGAAAUAUCCACCUUAUCCCUACCACUUCAUCUAAUAGCUUUUUAACAAUGACUGAGGCUUUACAAAAGAUCAGACAGGAUCCAACAUGCACAGCAGGUUCUCCAGACAUACAAAAUUCCAUAAAAUUAAAACUAAAUGGUUAUCCAGAGAAGUUGAAAGACAAUAUCCACAAUGCAGUAGUAUAUAUCCCUAUUGGUGUAGCUAAAGUUCUACAAGUCAAACCUAAUCUUGUGUCAGCUGCCGUACAGGCUUUUUGCAACAGAGAUUCUGUUGAUUUAAAAGCCUGCAGAGCUAUGAAAUAUUUCCCACCUGAAAAUAGAGUUAAAAGAAGAAUAGCAUUUACGAAAUGUCUUUAUGCUAUGCUUACACAUAGUAAAUAUAUUCCUGAUAGACGCACUGGAUGGAAUUUGCCACCUGCUAAUUCUUUAGAAUAUAAAUGUAACAUUUUGGGUCUUAAAUUAGCCUGUGGUUUUGAAAUCUUGGCAUCACAAGCCAAACCCACUUCAGAUGUUGAAUCUGACAGAGGUUGGCUGAAUUAUUCAAAGAGUCUAAAAGAAAAGGGCUAUUUCCAGGAAUACUUGGAACAUUCUUUAGGCUAUAACAAUUUACUAAACAAAGCUAAAGAGUAUUAUGUUGAUCAUAGAGAUUCAAUGCACCAAAGCAAUUCAAUUGGUCAGGAAAUUUUAGAUAUAACCAGGAAUUUUGAAUCAGAUUUAGAAGAGGAAACUAAUCUUGUUGAUGAUGAUGAUUCUUGGUUAAAUAUCAGUCCUGAGGACUUAGAUAAAAUGCUCCAAGAAAAAUAUGGCCAAAAGAAAGUGUUUAAUGUCAAUAAUAAUACAGAUGCUUCCACUUUUACAGAAAAAUUAUCCAGUUUUUUGAACCACAUCUCAGAUGUAGAUGGAGCCGAAUUCCCAAACGAUAAAGAUUCUCCUCUUAGACCACCUAGACGGAAAGAUAAGAAUAAAGUGUCAUUUUCAAGAGAGGCAAAAUCUGAAGAGAACGCCACCAAUAAUAAAAUUAAUUUUGAUCCAAACUCUUUUAGUUGCGCCCUACAGAACAUCUUAAAUUUUGCUAUACCUGAAGAUGAUUCUUGGGAUUUGGAAUCGGAUUCAGAUAUGAGUGAAUAUGAAGAAGAUAAUUAUGUCAAAAGUCAAACUUACGAAAAUGAAAAAGUUAAAAAUAAGUUGGAAAAAUACAUGGAAGAAAUGGAUAAGGAAUUGGAAGGUACAACAAUGGGAAAGAGUUUUGAAAAGAAAAACGGGGAUAACUUUGAAGAUAUCGAGAACUUUACUCCGGUUGAUAUUAAUGUGAACGCUUUGAAAUAUAUUUUGGAGAGUUACAAGAGUCAGAUGGGAGAAGCGGGGCCUUCUAGCACCAUGCUGGGUCCUAUGGGAGUUCAUUUGAAUCCUAAAGAGAACUUAAAUCUCGAUUAAUAGAUUGAACUCAAUUAUGAAGAAUCUUUUACACAUGUAAGAAAUGUGAUACCUUAAUGUGCAAACCAACUCCAUUUUAAAAAUUACAAACGAAGCUAUACAAAUAUGCCUUGUCUACGAUUUAAUUGUUUCUUAGUUUCAUAUUUAUUGCCCAAACGUUUAUACAGGGUGUUCACAAAAAUAAUGCUUUUCUUUCACAUGUGGAUAUAUUUUGGAAAUUAAACAAUUGUAUGUAAAUUUAAAAAUAGGAUAAACUUAAUGUUUAUUAAUAUGUAUGUAUAUGACAGUAUUUUUUUGUUUUUAUUAAUUUAUUUAAAGUCUGCCUAUUUCUAAUUAAUUCCCUGGGAUGUUCCAACCAGAGAUAGGAAUCUUUAGUAACUCCAACAUUCAUGGACUCGCGACUGACUGCUUUAUAUCUCUUUUCCGAAAAGAUGUCACAGCCCAUGCUGUACGUCGUACUCGAUAUUCCUGCCCGGUGUGGUAUGUAUUCAGUGAGCAGUUUGUUCAGGCGCUGGACCUGGCUUGACUGCAGGUAUAUAUAUAUAUAUACACAAUAAACGAAUCUGCUAUGCAGGGCCGCUGCUCGCAUAUGACAGUAACUAUUUGAAUUUAAUUCAAAUAUUUGAUGUCUUAGGAAAGAUCAUAGUACCUUGUUCUUUAUGGGAGGAAAUUAUUUUGAAAAAUUCCUCUGGAUUUGUUACAUAAACAAAAUUAUCAAUACCAUGAUGUGAUACACCUUAUAUUUGUGGUAAAAUAAUUCUUGCACUGUAUGUAAAUAAAAAAUAAAUAUAUCAUUGCAUUGAUAUGGAAAAUGUUACUAAAUUUUCCUGGCUCUUCUUUCAAUUAAUAUCUAAAUACUUAAGACUGUUGUGUUUAUUUGGCUUAACUGUAGUCUUAUAAAGAAAGACAUUAUUUUAAUUGCCACCACCAUGUAGAUGUAUUUUAUUCUCAUAAUAAUUGGUUGGGAGUUAUCUGGUUUGCAAGUUCUGGUAUGGAUAUGUAUUACUGCCAGUAAAUUGUGUAAAAUAUUCUGAGAAACUGUUCAAAUAUAUAGAAUGUUCAACAAUUAACCAUUUAUGUCAAAAUUUAAAAAGAUAACCAAGUUAUUGAAUUUGUAAAUGGAGUUAUUUGAAGAUUCUAUAUAUUUUAUGUAUUUGCCGCCUGAACAAUUAAUCACCCAAAAAUAGAG
This is a messenger RNA of Psylliodes chrysocephalus, 3149 nucleotides long. Lineage: Eukaryota; Metazoa; Arthropoda; Insecta; Coleoptera; Chrysomelidae. The record is from the annotation of a GenBank genome assembly.